Entelurus aequoreus (snake pipefish) is the source of this 2993-nucleotide messenger RNA. RefSeq names its product leukocyte surface antigen CD53. Bases 358 to 1050 code for a protein of 230 amino acids. NCBI's taxonomy places the organism in Eukaryota, Metazoa, Chordata, Actinopteri, Syngnathiformes, Syngnathidae. The record is from RefSeq and is a predicted model, not a curated record. The transcript is spliced from 8 exons. Gene Ontology annotation, cellular component: membrane.
UUAGCACACCCCUACUCUAAGUAAUUAUUAUUGGAUGUAUAUCCUCCUACUUUCCCAAAACCUUGAGUCUUUUGGUGAUGUUGAAGAGGAACUUUCCAAACUUGUGAAUUCAGUUUCAGGCCCACACCCGUUGCCAUGGUGACCAUGGCUCACAUGGUUAGCGGAGCAUAGCUAAAUAUAUAUAUAUAUUUUUUAAAGCCCUUCGCAAAGAAAGAGGAAGUGAAGACUGAAAGCCGCUCGAAGCGCAAACAGAACAGAACAGGAAGUGGAAAGUAGCAGCACACAAUAUUUCAAGAUUUCUUUACGAGUGACUUCCUGUUCGUCUUCUCUGCUUGCCGCCAUCUUGGGACCAGAAACAUGACUCACGGCUGCCUCAAGUGUUUGAAAUACACCAUGUGUGUCGCCAACCUCCUCUGCUUCGUGUGUGGUGUGGCUGUGCUGGGUCUGGGUGUGUUCAUGAUGGUCAACUUCAAGCUGACUGCACUCAUGCCCUCUCUGGCCAACUUCAACCUGGCCAGCAUGCUGCUGGUCAGCGGCCUGGUCAUCACUUGUGUCUCCUUCCUGGGAUUCCUGGGCGCCCUGAAGGAGAACCGCUGCCUGCUGCUGACGUUCUUCCUGAUGCUCUUCUUCCUGCUGCUGGUGGAGCUGACGGCGGCGUGCUUGCUCCUCAUGUACGAGCACAAGAUCGCCGACUGGGUCCAACGGGACCUGAACCAAGGUCUGCAGGACGCCAAGAGCCAAAGCCCCGGCGAGUCCCGCACUGAGUGGGAUCUGGUCCAGAAGACGUUCGAUUGUUGCGGCGUUCACAACGUGUCGGACUGGGGAGUCGACGUUCCCGCUUCCUGCUGCGAGGCCGACUGUGAGCCCCCACGCACGCCACAGUACAGAUCCACGGGCUGCUUGGACGUGAUGAAAAUGUGGUUUGAAGAGAACUUCCUGAUCACUGGCAUCUCUGUCAUCGUCUUCUGCAUCAUUGAGGUGUUGGGGAUGUGCUUCGCCAUGACACUUUUCUGCCACAUCAGCAGAAUCGGACUGGGCUACAAGUUGUAGAGCCUCGUGUUUAUUCUUCCGACUCUUUGUGUCUUAACUUUGUUUCUCAUUAACCCGCUUUUUUUAUCUUGACAAUAGUGAAGUUGCACUUUUAAUGAAAAGUUUCCCACAUUUAUUUAAAUUGAUCGUUAGAAUUUAUUCACACAUUCCCGCAAUGGAAUUGUCCUCCAUUUACUGUUUUAACAUUUGACCUUUUAUUAAUAUAGUUAGUAAAUAGAAACGCAUUUAUCUUUUAAAAAGUCAUUUGAAAUGUAAAGUUGAGUUUUAAUCGCCACUUAACGUGCACACGGAUAAGUACGGCAUUUUUUAAAUAUGUUGUUUAGCUGCGCGACCGGAUGUGACGCAUUGGUCUGUUAUUGUGGAGGCCGGAAGUGUGCGACUGGUUCGAGAAGAGCCAUCAGGUUUUGACAAAGUAUUGACAAUAAAAAAAAUACUAUCUGGGCUGUAGCUUCUUUACUAAAUUGUUAUUGAAAUAAAAAAAAAAUCAAUAGUGGCUUUCUGUAAUGUUCCUAAAAAACAAUAGUCGACAUACUGGCUACGUCUUCUGGCACUGGACCUGAUCGGUCUACGCAUGCGCGAUGACGUCACUUCCUUCCGAGCAAGGUAUUACGACUAAGCUUCUGUGACGUCACGUAGUGAUAUUUUGGAAUGUGUUUUGUAUAAAAAUAAUAGCUUACCGAGUGUUAAACGAGAACCAGAAAAUAAAAGCAAACAAGGGGUAGAUUUAAAAAAAAUGGGGAGUAUUAUCGACACAAUUUUAAUUCACUGUCGUUGCAAUGAACGACACACGGUGGCACCAAUGAGUCUUUUUUUUUUUUUUUUAACCGAGGCACUAAACCAAAAUAUAUGAAGGAAUAAGACUUUUAAACGGUCAGUGUUGGGAAAUAAGUGUGUUUGAGUGACGAAAAGGUCAAUUUUUACAUAGCUGCAGUCGACAGGAAGUGACGUGUUCUGUGCGCAUGCGCGGGUAGUGACGGACAUGUCAUUUUUACUUUAUUAAAAAAUGUUCAUAAUGUGAAGUGUACUUACAGAACUAAGUAUGGGACAAAGUAUACUUAUUAAAGUGACGUAAGUAAACGUGCUAAUAUGAAAUGUGCAAUCCACAACCAAAGAAAAUAAACAUCUCAAAAUGAUCUUUUUAUUUCAAGAAUAAACCCUGCAAUGUCUUAGGACAAAGAAAACUUUAGAAAAGAAAAAAAAAAAACUAAGAUUUGCAAUACACUUUAAAACAUUUUUGUUCUUUUUGAAACGGACACACAAAAAUAGAAACAUACAUUUUUUGAUCAUAAAAAAAUGUAACUGUACACAGCAGAAUAUUUAUUGCAACCCUGGCACCGCUGAAAGGUGGAAUUAUUGCAGUUCACCUACAGAUAUGGAAAAACCAAAAACCAAAACAAAAAGGAACAAUUUCUGGAAAACCUAAUGCUCAUUUGUUGUUGUUGUUGCUGAAAUGUUUGAUAAAGUGAGGCCAUUUUUUAAAAAAAUGUCAGCUUUACUUUGUGCUCAAAGACUUAGAAGAGCAAAUGCCACCGCUAAAAACAAACAAAACUAAAAUAAAAAAAAAGAACGAGGAGCAGACGGUACCGGAACUAAAUCACCUUUUUACGCAAACUGCUAAGACGUUAGUUAAUAAAUAAUCACACUCAGACACAGCAUCAAAAAUAAAGUGUCCCACGUUCCCUCCAAAAUGGAUGACAUUCAUUUCCCCCCGUCAACUUUCUGCACACGUGUAAGAAGAAGAUUUGGAAAUGUCAAAGAAAUAAAGUCUUUCCAGCUCCUUUCAGAGGUUCUAUCUUUGCUUGUGUUCCCUCAGGAACCACAGAGUCGUCAAAGGGAAACAAAACCCCACAAAUGUUCAAUAUUUAAGUACGUUUUUUUUUUCCUUUCAAUAAAUGUGUGAAAACUUCUUGUGAAAACGACGACUUAUGAGGAGAAAAACAAAU